This is a messenger RNA of Nannizzia gypsea CBS 118893, 1068 nucleotides long. RefSeq lists its product as hypothetical. NCBI's taxonomy places the organism in Eukaryota, Fungi, Ascomycota, Eurotiomycetes, Onygenales, Arthrodermataceae. The coding region runs from base 1 to 1068 and encodes 355 amino acids. The record is from RefSeq and is a predicted model, not a curated record. The transcript is spliced from 4 exons.
AUGGCUAAACGCUCUAUCUUCGUGGCCACGCAUCCCCGAGCAUGCUCGACGGCCUUUGAAAGAGUCUUCAUGACCCGCCAUGACACUCUAAAGUGCAUCCACGAACCGCUCGGUGAUGCCUUUUACUAUGGCCCGGAAAGGCUGAGCAAGAGAUAUGAGGAUGACGAAGAUGCCAGAGUCCAGACGGGCUUCCACCAGUCGACUUUCAAGACUAUCUUCGACCGCUUGGAUACAGAAGCUUCAGAGGGGAAACGACUCUUCAUCAAGGAUAUGGCAUACUACAUCAUGCCGCCGGACGCGCAGCCAGCAACCACAGUAGCCUCACUUCAGAUACCCAAGCGUGGAAUUAGCACCACCAUGCACACCAACGGAGCCUCUUCUAAUGGUGUGGCCGCAGCUCAUGUAACUAAUCCGGAACCUGAAAACCCAACAGUCGUCCCGCUAGAGCUGCUCUCGAAAUUCCAUUUCGCCUUCUUGAUCCGUGAUCCGCACUAUAGUAUCCCAUCGUUCUACCGCUGCACCAUCCCACCACUAGGCAAUAUCACUGGGUUUUAUGAGUUCUACGAAAACGAAUCUGGAUAUGACGAACUGCGCCGGCUCUUCGACUACCUUCGCAAAAUCCAGUUUGUCGGUCCAUCCCACGCAUCCACAGUCCAUACCGCAAGUGCAAACGCAACCAAUGGAGCCACCAAUGGAGUACAUGGUGAGCCAGAAAAGGUCGAAAUAUGCGUGGUCGACGCAGACGACCUCCUAGAUAACCCAGCUGCUGUGAUCGAACGCUUCUGCAAGAGUGUUGGGGAAGAGUACAACCCUGAAAUGCUCCAAUGGUCCUCCGAGAAAGACCAGAAAGUAGCUCAUGACGCCUUUGCCAAAUGGCAAGGCUUCCAUGAUGAUGCUCUGGGAUCCAAGAGCCUGCGUCCAAGAGCCCACCAACCAAAACUGAAGAAGAGUUUGACGCAGAGUGGAAAGGAGAAAUAUGGUGAGAAAGGAGCAAAGAUCAUUCGCUCGGCCGUGGACCGAAACAUGGCGGAUUACCGCUAUCUGAAGAAAUUCGCUAUGAAGAUAUAA